Penicillium paradoxum is the source of this 315-nucleotide messenger RNA. RefSeq names its product CENP-S family protein. Gene Ontology annotation, molecular function: chromatin binding; protein heterodimerization activity. The transcript has 4 exons. Gene Ontology annotation, cellular component: Fanconi anaemia nuclear complex; FANCM-MHF complex. The record is from RefSeq and is a predicted model, not a curated record. The coding region runs from base 1 to 315 and encodes 104 amino acids. Gene Ontology annotation, biological process: resolution of meiotic recombination intermediates; replication fork processing. NCBI's taxonomy places the organism in Eukaryota, Fungi, Ascomycota, Eurotiomycetes, Eurotiales, Aspergillaceae.
AUGGAACAAACUGAAGAGGCUAGUCUGGAGGAGCGCUUGAAAUCCGCCCUGUGGUUGUCCAUUGGCAAGAUCGUAGAUGAAGAGACCAUCAGACUAGGCGUCAAUGCUACUCCGCAAUUCAUCGGUGCCUUGACGGAGAUGGUUUGGGCUCAGAUAGAGACGGUCAGCCAGGAUCUGGAAUCUUUUGCAAAGCAUGCUGGAAGAUCGACCGUUAACUUGUCCGACGUGAUGCUGCUCGCUCGCCGCAACGAGGGAUUGGAUUCGAUUCUUCGCGCUUUUGUCGAACAAGAGAAAGAGCGCCAGGAAGACUCCUGA